Molecule: messenger RNA, 2556 nt
Organism: Penaeus chinensis
Lineage: Eukaryota; Metazoa; Arthropoda; Malacostraca; Decapoda; Penaeidae
Product: ALK tyrosine kinase receptor-like
Exons: 8
Coding region: 131-2050 (639 amino acids)
Biological process (GO): regulation of neuron differentiation; protein phosphorylation; multicellular organism development
Cellular component (GO): membrane; signaling receptor complex
Molecular function (GO): transmembrane receptor protein tyrosine kinase activity; ATP binding
Source: RefSeq, a predicted model, not a curated record
AGGGCUAUUUACCCACCCCCACACGCCCCUUUUCCCACACGCAUGCCCAUUUUCCCACGUUCACACAUAUUUUCCCACGAUCACUAACCACCCUCUCUCCCCAUCUUCCGCAGCGGAAACCAGUAGCCUCAUGUGGCACACGAUUUACCCGAUCAUCAUCUGCCUCUUCAUCAUCGUGAUCGUCUUCAUCUCCGCCAUGUCGAUCUGCUGCUACAACCGGUACCAACGCAAGAAGUUCGACCUGAUGCGUCGCGAGUUCUCACGGGGACCCGACGACCAGCUGCACACGAUACGGGCCGAGUCACGCCGCAUGGUCACCGAGUACAACCCCAACUACGAAUUCGGAGGAGGAACUUGUACCAUCAAGGACCUGAAGGAGAUUCCCAGGGAAAACCUCACCCUCGUCAAAGCUCUUGGCCAAGGAGCAUUCGGCGAGGUCUACCAAGGAUAUCUGAAAAACUAUGCUGGAGAUUCAGUGGAGAUGCCGGUGGCUGUUAAGACCCUCCCUGAGAUGUCGAGCAACCAAGCCGAGAUGGACUUCCUGAUGGAGGCUCUCAUCAUGUCCAAGUUCGACCACCCAAACAUCGUUCACUUCAUCGGCGUGUGUUUCGACAAGCUCCCUCGCUUUAUCGUGCUGGAGCUCCUGUCGGGGGGAGAUCUCAAGAGCUUCCUGAGGGAGGCGAGACCGAAGCCGGACCGGCCCUCCGCCCUUACUAUGAGAGACCUGCUGACCUGUGCCAUGGACGUUGCUAAGGGCUGUGAGUACCUGGAGGAGAACCACUUCAUCCACAGGGACAUCGCGGCGAGGAACUGCCUCCUGACGACGAAGGGACCGGGCAGGGUGGUCAAGAUCGCGGACUUUGGCAUGGCCAGGGAUAUCUACAGGAACGACUAUUACCGCAAAGGAGGCAAGGCGAUGCUCCCUGUCAAGUGGAUGCCUCCGGAAGCCUUUCUUGAUGGCAUCUUUACCUCCAAGACAGAUGUGUGGUCAUUCGGUGUCCUCCUGUGGGAAGUGAUGUCCCUGGGUUACAUGCCAUACCCAGGGCGAGGCAACCAAGAGGUCAUGCAGCUAGUGACCAACGGAGGUCGUCUGGAGCCGCCUACGAACUGCCCAGGACCCGUGUAUAGGAUUAUGACUCAGUGCUGGCAUCCUAUACCCGACGAGAGGCCGUCAUUUACCACUAUUCUGGAGCGCCUUGGCUACUGCAUACAGGACCCGGACGUCGUGAGCCACGCGCUGCCGGUGUUCCAGCGGCCUCCGUCGGCCGAGCGCGACGCCACCGUGAUGCGGCCGCUGGACAACGACGCCUGCCUGACGGUGUCGCGGCGGUCGGACGAGCCGCAGAGCCCGGCGUCCACGGACUACCUGAUACCGCUGCCGUCGUCCUACUCGCUGGCCACCGUGCGCUCCGAGAUGAACUCGACGCCGUCGCUGGAGUCGGGCGCCGACUGCUGCCAGCUGGAGCGCCUGCUGGCCGAGGAGCCGCCGCCGCCGCUGCCCACCUGGGAGACCAGCUUCACCACCGAGCCGGCGCCGCCCGCCUCGCACCCGCGCAGCAAGCCGACGCCGCCGCCCGCGACUAUAGCCGCCCGUGCGCCCUCGCACGCCUCCGCCAGGAUGGCCGAGUCGCAGUCGUCGCAGCCGCUGCUCAAGACCUCGCCGCCGACGUCGCCGCGGUCGCAGGAGGCCCGCGAGCGCCUCAUGCGGCCCGGAGAGCGCCCUGAACCCGCGCCCAUGAUCCCGCUGCAGGCCGUGGGCGCCGGCCGGGAGCGCCCCCGCCCACACCACCACUACCACCCGCAUCGCUACAACAACAGCGGCAGCAGCAAUAACAGUAGCAGUAGUAACAGCAGCAGUAGCAACAGUAGCAGCAGCGGCAGCAGCAGCAGCAGCAGCAGUACGCUUCCGCUGGACCCGACGACGCUGCCGACGUGCAUCCCGCCGCCGCUGCAGUACGUCAACGUCGACGUCAAGCUGCGGUCGGCGGAGUACGACCGCGAGCCCUACCACAUCCACGAGACGCGCGAGCACAGGGAGAUCUCGUGCUAGGCUCCCCGCGCCCGCCGCCCGCCCGCCCGCCCGCCCUCGACCCUCCUCCCUCGGCCCCGCCGGCGCCACAGGCUGCGUCCUGCCGCCGACUCCCCACGCGACAAUAUCCCUUCCUGGCUCAGUGAAGCCCCCGGGCCUUACCUCAGGGAGUCCGGUUCGUUGCCUGAGCCGCUUUCAUCCUGACCUCAUUCCCUCAUUCCCCUCAUUCUCCUCAUCCUGCAUCGGCGGAGGGAGGAGAGGCGCCGGAAACAGCGCCCUGGCGACAGCUUUCCCCUCUUCGGUUUAUCUCUCCCUUUCCCUUUCCCCUCUUCUUCCUCUUCCUCCUUCUCCUCCCCUUCUUCCUCUCCUCCUCCUCCUCCCGCUGCUGCGUCGUCGCCCCGAGGAGCCUCGAGGAGCUCCUCCACCUCCCGCUCCAGCCUCGACGCCUCCGAGGGCAAGCCAAGGCGGGGAAGAUUGCUCAAGCGACAUCGUCAUUCGGUGAAGGAAACGAUUAUUCUGUCUCUCCU